AUGGCGGAUGACGGUGCAUCUGAUGGUGCUUCAACUGUCUUAGACAAGCUUUGUGCCUACCUGGAAACCGUUGCAUCUCGCAAAAACCUGGGAGACCAUUUGAAUGAGGUUUUUCAAGAUCGGACCAAGAUGAAGGGAGCUUUGGAUGCCUAUGUGACAUCCCUUCCAGAUCAAGACCAUGGGAGAAGGAAUGUGCUGUCAGCUGUGCCUGCCACUUCGUUGUCGGAGUUCUGGCUACCACUUGAAUUCUUUGACUACUCUGAGAAGUCAAAGAAUGGGUAUUUUCCGAACAACAGCCAACUGUGCAUGUACUUUCGGGAGUUUGCACAGUUCGGGUACAAGUCGUCAGCGGAAGCUGUAGUCACCAAAUUCCCAUACUGUGAUGGGUCGCGUUGUUUGGAGCAGUUCUCAGUCGGAGUGAGCGACGGGUUCACGAAAGUACUUUUGAUGUUCCUCAUCAUUAGCUUCGUUGAAGAAUUGGAAUUGUCGAAGGAAGAGCAGGAGACGUUGAAAAACACCCUUUGCUCAUUUAAGUACGUGAGGUGUACGUACGAGCACUUCGACAAUCCAGGGCAUCAUUAUUUGAACUCGUUGAAACUGGGUUACCUCACUUCUGAGAAACAAGCUCCGAGCCCCAUUAGCAUGUUCGCUGAUAUCCAAGCCGCGAUCCAGAUGGAGCAACGAAUUACCAAGAGCAAAGCAUCGAUGCGUGACCUCUUGAACAAGACAUGCGCGAGCUACAACAAGAUGACGUCAAUCAAGAAACACCGCAUUGAUGGCGCUCGCAAGUCGCUGCUGUACAACUUGCUGCGAUCCCCAAAAGACUUCCUCGAUUUGGUCCACCGACACUACGAUUCCUAUCCUCAUCAGCAAUCAGGAUUGCCGUUGGAGAUAUUGGCCCAGGAGUUUUGGGUGCCUGGCUCAACUGUGAGGGCAGAAUGCCCACAGUAUCUUGGGAAAGAACUGUUCAGUGAGAUUCUCAGAGUAACUGAUGAAACAGCUUGCCUCUACGCAUUCCGAGACUUUGAGCGUCGUGCCAGUCCAGAAGCUUCGCUGAAGGUCAAGAAAUCAUCUCAGCUUUCCGACGAGCAACACUACCUCCUGUUUGACAUCGUUUGCUUAUGGUUGUGGUUGCUUCCCAAGUUGGUGAAGAACUAUCCCUCGGACAUCGUUCAGAAGCACCAUGAACUCUUCCACAAAGGGUUAUUGGACAAAGACUUGGGUUCUGUCAUGAAGGCUGGAGAGGAGUUCGAUUACCAGCGCAUUGCCUUCGUUUUGGAGAUUCGUGGCGAACACAUCGAUCAGUAUGUGAGUGAGCAUCAAGACCGGGCCCGUGAUGCACAUGCCAAGUCGCUUCAAGCGGCAUUUGCAGCGUGGCAAGAAGACCUCGCUGCCGAUCAAAGCAAAUUUGAAGCGGACCGAAUCUUGACCCUUGGUGUGAAUAGCUGUAACAAAACAUGUGGUUCAAUGGGAUGA
Cladocopium goreaui is the source of this 1476-nucleotide messenger RNA. The record is from the annotation of a GenBank genome assembly. Lineage: Eukaryota; Dinophyceae; Suessiales; Symbiodiniaceae.